AACGGACGCGUUCGCCGACAGACCGUACCAGUUAACCGUCAGUCUUCGGUAGCACUCCAUCAGACAAGUCCAAAGUCCACCAACCAACACCAACAUCACCAUGCAAUUCCAAGUGUCUUUCGCUCUGCUUGCCAUGGUCGUGUGCUUUGCCGCCGCCGCCGCCGCCGAGGAAGCCAAACCGCAGUCCGCUACAUCCGCCACCGACAGAAGCAAACGGGGUUUGAUCGCACCGCUGGUCGCCUCCCCUUACGUUGCAGCACCAUAUGCCGCCGCCCCGUACGUAGCAGCCCCGUACGCCGCCGCCCCGUACGCAGUCGCUGCCCCGUAUGCCGCCGCCACCCCGUAUGCAGUUGCUUCCCCAUACGCCGCACCGUACAUUUCCUCGUACACCACCUACCCCUAUGUUGCCAAGACCUUGGCUUCCCCGUACGCAUACUACCCUUGAAAACGACCAUGACCAAUUCGACCUGUUCUCGCCUAAAAUCACAUCGAAAUAAUUGUAAGGAAAAUAAUUGUUCAACCAUAGUUGACAACGUACUUAACAAUAUUAUGUCUUGUUGAUAUGUGUAAAUAAACAUUUAAUUGUUCGCAUCAAA
Messenger RNA from Sipha flava (yellow sugarcane aphid), 596 nucleotides. RefSeq names its product testis-specific gene A8 protein-like. The transcript is spliced from 2 exons. NCBI's taxonomy places the organism in Eukaryota, Metazoa, Arthropoda, Insecta, Hemiptera, Aphididae. The coding region runs from base 101 to 445 and encodes 114 amino acids. The record is from RefSeq and is a predicted model, not a curated record.